Penicillium macrosclerotiorum is the source of this 4509-nucleotide messenger RNA. RefSeq lists its product as uncharacterized. Gene Ontology annotation, molecular function: catalytic activity; protein binding. Gene Ontology annotation, biological process: nucleoside metabolic process. The transcript is spliced from 4 exons. The coding region runs from base 1 to 4509 and encodes 1502 amino acids. The record is from RefSeq and is a predicted model, not a curated record. NCBI's taxonomy places the organism in Eukaryota, Fungi, Ascomycota, Eurotiomycetes, Eurotiales, Aspergillaceae.
AUGGAAAAGAGCUGCCAACAACUCUCCCACUCAGAUUACACCGUGGGGUGGAUAUGUGCCCUGCCACGAACUGAGCUGGUCGCCGCGGCUGCUAUGUUGGAUGAAGAACAUCCAGUGCUUCAAGCAGCGGAUCCAAAUGAUUUCAAUUCUUACCUGUUGGGUAGGAUAGGUAACCACAAUGUGGUUAUUGCCUGCUUACCUGCAGAGCAAAAAGGAAAGGUUUCGGCUGCUACAGUUGCGAAAGAUAUGAUCCGAAGCUUCCCGGCCAUCAGGUUUGGUCUGAUGGUUGGUAUCGGAGGUGGCGCCCCUUUGUACAAAUCACAGGAUGAAGACGAAAUUGAACGCAAUGAGUCCGAGAACGGUUCCGAAAGCGCUGAAAGCGAGGACGCAGAUGAACUCCGAGACAUUAGGCUGGGGGACGUGGUGAUCAGCGCGGGAGUUUGUUCGAACUGGGGGCCAACUGAACAAGCCCCGGGAAUCGUGCUCAACGCUAUCUCCAUGCUAGAUGGUCGACAUGCGUGGAAAGGGAACAGAAUUUGCGAAUUCAUGUCCAAGAUGCUUUCAGAAAACCCAGCUAUGGAAAAGAAAUUCAGCCAUCCAGGCUCGGCGAAAGAUAUCCUAUUUCUGGCAGCAGCUCCCCACAUUGAAGGAAAGACAUGCGAGUCAUGCCGGGGCUUGGGGGAUAGGAACCUGGUUAAAAGAAAGAAGCGAUCGGAUACGACACCUCGGAUACACUAUGGAACCAUUGGAUCUGCGGACCAGGUCAUAAUGGACGCCUUUUUGAGGGACAAAUGGGCCAAACAAGAGAAGAUCAAAUGCUUUGAAAUGGAAGCAGCAGGCCUAAUGGAUACAUUGCCCUGUCUUGUAAUCAGAGGCAUCUGUGAUUAUGCCGACUCUCACAAGAACAAGAUUUGGCAGCCGUAUGCGGCAGCUGUCGCGGCAGCUUACGCGAAGGAGCUACUACUUGUCAUUUCUGGACAGAGUGUCAUAAACUUGCCUCCAGUGGAGAAAUUUGGAGAAAAUGUUAUCCAGCGGCUUGAGUCAUGGCGACGAUCGGACGAAGAGGAAAAAUGUCUACAGUCGUUUUUUACCAUGGACUAUGAGUAUCAAAAGAAUCUGAAUCCAGAACGAGAGUUAGGGACAUGUAAUUGGUGUCUUCACAAUGACACCUUUCUCAACUGGCAAAGCAAUGACACAUCUUGCUUGUUAUGGAUCACAGCAGACCCAGGCUGUGGAAAAUCAGUUCUCUCCAAAAGUUUGGUAGACGAACGUCUAUUUGGACUGGAGUCUAGUGACACAACUAUUUGCUACUUCUUUUUCAAAGACGUAUCGCCUGAGGCACGGAGUCCAGCUAGCGCUGUAGCUGCCUUUUUGCACCAGAUUCUUAAGGCCCCACGGGGAUCGAAAGCCAUGAGAUAUGCGCUGCCACCCUAUCGCGAAAGGGCAGGCAAGUUAUCGGAGUGCUUUGAUGCUAUGUGGGAUAUUGUGAAAGAUAUAGCCAAGGAUCCGGAAUGCGGCCGUAUAAUUCUUGUUCUGGAUGCAUUAGACGAAUGUGAACCAACAGAACAGAGAAAACUCGUCAAGAAAAUCAAGGAUCUUGAACUCAGUGAGCAACUUUGUCGGCUCGCUCACCAUCUGAAAAUCAUUGUCACGAGUCGUCCAUAUUGGAACAUCGAGGCCGAGUUUGGCGACCUCAUUGUCAAUGUUCCUAGUAUUCGGUUGAAAGGCGAGAGUCUCUCUGAUGAGCUUCACUUGGAGAUGAAUCAUGUUGUGCGCGCUCGAGUCUCCCGACUUGGCUCUCAAAUUGCAAGUCUUACAACAGGAAAAGAGCUCUUAGAGGGCCUUCUGGCGGCUGAGAAUCGAACAUAUCUCUGGCUGCAUCUCAUUUUUCAAAGAAUCGCGGAAAUGCCGCGAAUCGACAGAAGAUCGGUGAAGAGCUUACUACAAUGUUUGCCUAAGAACGUGGACGAUGUUUACAAUGACAUUCUUUCUAAAGCCAAGGAUCAAAUACAGGCUAAAAGGCUAUUGCAAAUAAUAGUGGCGGCUGUGCGACCACUCUCUGUCCAGGAACUCGGUGUAGCAUUGUUCUUCAGAGAAGACAUCCAAAGCUAUAAAGAUUUGGAACUACAGACUGGAGAGCAACUGAAAACCACAGUCCGAAAUACCUGUGGCCUCUUCAUCCACAUCGUAAAUGAGACCGUUUUCCUGAUUCACCAUUCGGCAAAGGAAUUUUUGUUAUCGCCAAACAACGAGGCGUCUUUGAUCGAAAAAGACUGGAAGUUCUCGAUCUCCAUGUCUGAUUCACAACUCCUCCUUGCCUCUGUCUGCAUAUUUUUUUUGCGACUGAAAGAAUUUGGAAGGAAAAAAAACAUUCCACAGAGGCAUGCUCACCAGUUGACUACUCAGUAUGUCUUCCUUGACUACUCAGCCAAUAACUGGGCGGAACACUUUAGGAACAUGAGUGCUGCCGAUCAACGCAAAUGGUUUCCGUUGUCUUUUGAACUCUUCUCUGUCGAGUCAGAGAGCUGCAUGGACUGGCAAAUUGCCUUCUCUCCAAUUGAGCAUGAUCUACGGCCAAACAGCCUUCAUUUAGCUUCUUAUUUGGGGCUUGAAGAGGCCGUUCGCAAGCUACUUGUUGAUUAUGAUGUCGAUAUUAACAGUGUCACUCUUACUGGCUGCACACCCCUCAGGUUAGCUGUAUCUGCGGGUCAAACAGAGAUUGUGAAGCUUCUUCUAGAAGUUCCUGAUAUUGAUGUUAACUUGAGAGACGGGGACAGCGAAUCACCCCUCUGGGAGGCCAUAUCUAUGGGCCAUACAGAGAUUCUGAAGCUUCUUCUACGCUCUCCUAACAUUGAUAGUAAUAAGACAAGUGUCUGGGAAGACCUCGCACCUCUCCAGUUUGCUAUAUAUGCUGGUUGGACAGAGCUGGUGGAGCUUCUUUUAAGUUCCCCUAGCAUUGACGUUGAUAUGGGAAACCCUGGGAAUAGCUCGAAACUCCUCUGUUUGGCUAUAUCUGAAGGCCAUACCAAGAUUGUGAAGCUUCUCCUAAGUGCUCCUAAUAUCGAGGUUAAUGUGAUAUCUAGAUGGUACGAAAUCCCUCUCUGGUCUGCUAUAUCUGGAGGCAAUACAGAGAUUGUGAAGCUUCUUCUAGAAGCUCCUGAUAUUGAUGUCAAUUUGACACAUAUGGAAGGUGGUUUACCCCUCAGGUUGGCUAUAUCUAUGCGCUAUUCCGAGGCUGUGAAACUUCUUCUAGAAGCUCCUGAUAUUGAUGUCAAUUUGACAAAUAUGGAAGGUGAAUCACCCCUCAGGUUGGCUAUAUCUAUGCGCUAUUCCGAGGCUGUGAAACUUCUUCUAGAAGCUCCUAAUAUUGAUGUCAAUUUGACAAAUACGGAUGGCGAAUCACCCCUCUGGUUGGCUAUAUGGAGGCAGGAUCCCGAGGCUGUGAAACUUCUUCUACAAGCCCCUGGCGUUGAUGUCAAUUUGAUAGAUGGUUGGCACGAAACACCUCUCAUUUUGGCUAUAUCUACGGGCUAUACAGAGGCUACGAAGCUUCUUCUAGAAGCUCCUGAUAUUGAUGUCAAUUUGACAGAUAUGGAAGGUGAAUCACCCCUCCGGUCGGCUAUACGGCGGCACGAUCCCGAGGCUGUGAAACUUCUUCUAGAAGCUCCUAAUAUUGAUGUCAAUUUGAUAAAUGAGAAUGGCGAAUCACCUCUCAGUUUGGCUAUUUCUAUGGGCUAUACAGACACUGUGAAGCUUCUCCUGAGUGCCCCUAACAUCGAUGUUAAUCUGGGAGAUGCUAAAAAUGGAGGAUCACCACUCAAUUUAGCCAUCGAUGAGAAGUAUCUCACAGCCGUGAAGCUUCUUCUAGAAGCUCCUAAUAUUGAUAUCAACUUGGCAAAUAGGGAUGGCAGUCUACCCCUCAGUUUCGCUAUAUGGACGUACUAUCCUGAGGCUGUGAAGUUUCUCCUAGAAGUUCCUGAUGUUAAUGUCAAUUUGAUAGAUAAGGAUGGCGAUGCACCUCUCCAUUUGGCUAUCUAUACGGGCAUAACAGAAACUGUGAAGCUUCUUCUAGAAGCUCCUGAUAUUGAUGUCAAUUUGAUAAAUGCGGAUGGCGAAUCGCCACUUAUUUCGGCUAUAUGGAAGCGCGAUCCCGAGGCUGUGAAACUUCUUCUAGAGGCUCCUCAUAUUGAUGUUAAUUUGACAGAUGAGGAUGGCGAAUCACCCCUCAAGUUUGCUAUCAAUAUGGGUUAUACAGAGGCUGUGAAGCUUCUUCUGGGUGCUCCUAACAUCGAUGUUAAUCUGGGAGAUGCUAAAAAUGGCGAAUCACCCCUCAGUUUAGCCAUACGUAAGGGCUAUCCCGAGGCUGUGAAGCUUCUUCUAGAAGCUUCUGAUAUUAAUGUGAACAUUGAGGAUGACAAAGGCAACGUCUUUCUCAAUUUCGCUCUAUGUUCCGGAAAUGCAGAGGUUGUGAAGCUUCUAGAAGAAGCGCUCGAUAUUGAAAUCAUAUGA